Molecule: messenger RNA, 1616 nt
Organism: Drosophila montana
Lineage: Eukaryota; Metazoa; Arthropoda; Insecta; Diptera; Drosophilidae
Product: prostatic acid phosphatase
Exons: 5
Coding region: 242-1510 (422 amino acids)
Biological process (GO): dephosphorylation
Molecular function (GO): phosphatase activity
Source: RefSeq, a predicted model, not a curated record
UUUUAUUUGAGUGUCAGCCGCGCUAGCAACAGCACGCGCCAGACGCACAAUCCCGUUGACAACUCCAUUGCGAGUUAAUUGAAUUGCGAGUGUAUCUCAGUGCUCCGAUACCGAAUCUCGCGAAUUCCCAAAUCUGUUCAAAUCACGUUUUAUCGAUACUUACGACCUGUGUCGUCGCGCCUUCAAUUCACUUCCGCUUUCAACGGAGUCGCUGGCUAUAUAAGAAACAACUGCAUCAAAAAUGAUAUUCGGUCGCUGCACGCGAAAACAAAUACUCACAAUGAGUGCGCUGGCCGCUGGCGUUGUCUUGGCAAUUGUGGCAAUCUGUGUGUUUAACAGUCAAGCGGAGGGCAAGCAGCCGCCUUGGGCGCAAGUGAACAGGCAAUUAAACAAGUGCUACAAAACGCGUCCGAAUACAACAAACUCAACGCUGGAACUGGUGCACAUUGUCUUUAGACACGGCAUACGCACGCCCGUCGACACCUUUCCAAAAGAUCCUUAUAUCAAGGACAGUUUUAAGCCCACCGGCUGGGGGCAUGUGACGAAUCGUGGCAAAAAGGAGCUCUUCGAGAUGGGCCGCUGGCUGCAUCGACGCUAUGGAGAAUUUAUGGGACCUUUUUACAGACCCGAUCGACUUCAUGCCCAAGCUACGGCCUCGCCUCGAGCGCUGAUGUCGCUGCAAACUACACUGGCCAGCAUGUUUGAGCCACGCGGCACCGUCAUGGAAUGGAACAAGCAGCUCAACUGGCAGCCCAUACCCAUUGUGUCUGAGCCACUGGAUCAAGAUUCGCUGUUGUUGGUGCGAACGCCCUGCCCGCGUUACUUCGAGGCGCGCGACGAGGUCUUCGCCCUACCAGAGGUAAUCGCUCAACAGGAGCCCUACGCGGAUAUGCUCAGAGAGCUGAGCAAUCUGACAGGCAUGCCUAUGCGCAAUGCGGAGGAUGUCAACUCGCUGUACAUAACUCUACUGGCCGAACAGGAGUUUGGCUACAAGCUGCCCGACUGGGCGAAGGAUUACUUUCCCGAGCGCAUGCAAUUCCUUGCCGAACAGAGCUAUGUGUACAAUGCGUAUACGCCCGAGAUGCAGAAGAUCAAAGGUGGCCCCUUUUUGCGCAAAAUGUACGAUGAGAUGCUGGCGAAACAGGCGGGCACAUUGAAGCCCAAAGAGCGCGGCAUGUUCAUCUACACGGGGCACGAUUGGACCGUCGGCAACAUACUAUCCGCGCUUGGCGUUUGGAAGCGCCAGAUGCCGCGCUUUGCUAUCAUGGCCAUCUUCGAAACGCACAAACAUCGCGAGACAGGGGAACACUAUGUGGAGAUCUUUCUGCGCAACGAUGAAUUUGGCUGCCUGGAGCAGCUGAAACUAGACGACUGCGAGUUGCAGUGUCCACUGAAUCGCCUCGUCGAGCUGAGCGAAUCGGUGCUACCCAAUGACCCCGUGGAGCAGCGUUGUCGUGCCCGUAACGCUGAUUUUGUGGAACCACCGCCGCGUCCAAUCGAUCAGCAAUAACUUAUUGAAAUAUCACUGUAAGGCACACAGAACUCAGUAUUAGACGAUGACAGCAGGUCAUGAAAUCAGCGGGAAAAAAAAUUAAAAUAAACUAAAAAUAAACAAA